AAAACAAAAAAAAAGCACACACUUUAGCUUCAAAGUCUACACUACACUCUCUCUUAAUAAUCUAUCAACACUAUUCUAAUACUAAUAAUUACCAGAUUUAGUUUCUUUAUAUAAACAUUAUCACCUCACAAUCUCACACUUUUUUUCCCUUUUCAAAAAUCUCAAACCAAAUCUCACAAUCUCCCGCAUUUGGAUGUGAAGUGAGCGACUCAGAUCGGACAAUAUGGCGGAGGUUUCCGGCGACGGAGUAGGAGGAGGAGGAGCUUUGUUUAACACUUCAGCUGAAAUGAACGGCGGUAAUGGAAAUACGCCGUCGUCUUCUUCUCAGCAAGUACUGACGGUGUCGGGAUCGUUUAAAGAAGGACCUAAAAGCUCGUCUCGGAGGAGGACUUCAGUUAGACCUAGCUUUGACGCUGCUGAUAAUGACUUCAUGACGAUGCUUCACGGCUCCGAUCCGGUUAAAGUUGAACUUAAUCGCCUUGAAAAUGAAGUUAGAGAUAAGGAUAGGGAGUUAGGAGAAGCUCAAACUGAGAUUAGAGCCUUGAGAUUAUCCGACCGCCAAAGAGAAAAAGCCGUUGAAGAGCUCACUGAGGAACUCUCGAAAGUGGAUGAAAAGCUCAAGUUAACAGAAUCUCUUCUAGAAAGCAAAAAUCUUGAGAUCAAGAAAAUCAAUGAUGAGAAGAAGGCUUCCAUGGCGGCUCAGUUUGCAGCUGAAGCAACUCUUCGAAGGGUUCAUGCUGCUCAAAAGGAUGAUGACAUGCCUCCAAUAGAAGCCAUUCUUGCACCUUUGGAGGCUGAGCUCAAGCUUGCUCGCCUAGAGAUUGCAAAGCUUCAGGAUGAUAACAAAGCAUUGGAUCGUCUGACUAAAUCAAAAGAAGCUGCUUUACUUGAAGCUGAGAGGACUGUCCAAAUUGCUCUGGCUAAGGCCUCUAUGGUAGAUGAUCUUCAAAAUAAGAACCAAGAGCUAAUGAAGCAGAUAGAAAUUUGUCAGGAAGAAAAUAAAAUUUUAGACAAAAUGCACAGACAAAAGGUUGCGGAGGUUGAAAAGCUUACUCAGACUGUUAGAGAACUUGAAGAGGCUGUUCUUGCUGGUGGUGCAGCGGCUAAUGCUGUCAGAGAUUAUCAGCGGAAAGUUCAAGAGAUGAAUGAGGAAAGAAAGACUCUUGACCGUGAGCUGGCUCGUGCAAAGGUAACAGCAAACAGAGUGGCUACAGUGGUAGCAAAUGAAUGGAAAGAUGCAAAUGACAAAGUCAUGCCCGUAAAACAAUGGCUCGAAGAGAGGAGAUUUUUGCAGGGAGAAAUGCAACAAUUACGCGACAAGCUUGCCAUAACCGACAGAGCUGCAAAGUCUGAAGCACAGUUGAAAGAGAAAUAUCAUUUGAGACUCAAAGUGCUUGAAGAAAGCUUGAGAGGGUCUUCAAGUACUAACCGUAGUACACCAGAGGGAAGGAGUGUAAGCAAUGGGACUUCACGUCGUCAAUCCCUAGGUGGGGCUGACAACUUUUCAAAAUUGACAUCCAAUGGCUUUUUGUCCAAGAGAACACCAACAUCGCAGAUGAGAUCUUCCUCACAUUCAGUGCUGAAGAAUGCUAAAGGAACAUCUAAAUCAUUUGACGGAGGCACAAGAUCAUUGGACAGGGGUAGCAGAGUGCUCUUAAAUGGCUCUAGUCCUAACUGUUCAUUCAACCAACCUUGUGAUGUGACUAAGGAUGCGGAGGCAACUAAUACGUGGAAAGGAAAUUCUGACGAGAAGCCCAUUGAGUUCCCAACAACAGAAACAGAGGAUACUGUUCCAGGGGUACUGUAUGAUUUGCUACAGAAAGAGGUUAUUGCUUUGAGGAAGGCUGGUCAUGAAAAGGAUCAAGGCCUCAAAGACAAGGAUGAUGCAAUCGAGAUGUUAGCAAAGAAGGUAGAAACAUUAACUAAAGCAAUGGAAGUUGAGGCAAAGAAGAUGAGAAGAGAAGUGGCUGCUAUGGAGAAGGAAGUUUCUGCCAUGCGAGUAGACAAAGAACAUGAGAAUAGGGCAAAGCGGUUUGGUAGUUCGAAAGGGCCUCUUAGCGCUGCUCAGUUGCUUCCUGGAAGAACUAUUUCACGUGGCGGGUUAACACGCAGCACCCAAUGACAGUAAUUUCCACGACAAAUCAGCGAGGCACCAAGCUGCAUAGACCUGGCUCUUUAGUUCAUUUGAUAUUUUUUAUUUUUCACCUUUCACCUGUGAUUGAUUUAAAGACGUAACAUGCAUGCAGAUAAUCUAUUUUACAUUGUAAGUGGCUAAGGAAAGUAAACUCAGGAAAUAGUAUCAGACGAAAGGAAAUUCGGAUCCGAAAUUGGCAUGCUUCUGACAUAGAUUGCCGUUCCUCUGCUUAGUGUUCAGCAGAAAGAACAUAAACGAUAGGAAAAGGAAGAAAUUGACUACGGGCUAACCUUUUGAAUGGGCAGUUGGUUGUGUGGUUGUAUAGGUAGCUUUCGGGUUUUGUGUUCGUACGUGUUACCAUUUUGCGGUUUAAAUUUGUAUUUUGCAGCUAGUGUGAUUGUGUUUGUUAAUAUAUCUUUGUAAUCAGAUCAAAUACAGAUCUUUGUGGUUGUGUUAUUCUUCUAUAGAUUAUUGUUGGUUAUAAAUUUAUGGCCAAGUGAUUAA
Messenger RNA from Mercurialis annua (annual mercury), 2638 nucleotides. Its product is annotated as microtubule-associated protein 70-2. The record is from RefSeq and is a predicted model, not a curated record. Gene Ontology annotation, biological process: cytoskeleton organization. Gene Ontology annotation, molecular function: microtubule binding. The transcript is spliced from 11 exons. Lineage: Eukaryota; Viridiplantae; Streptophyta; Magnoliopsida; Malpighiales; Euphorbiaceae. Bases 224 to 2122 code for a protein of 632 amino acids.